GUCAUUGAACAACCAAGAGCGUCAAGGUUCUACGUGAAACGAUCUGGGCCUGAAGAUUUGACUAAUACUUACGCAAUACCAACACUUUGUCUUGAAAGGCUGCCGACUCGCCAUUACACGAUUAAAUCCUUCAGGUCAUUCUACGUCCGUUGACCUUAAGCACGAGGCCCGUGCUCGCAGGCUCCUGACAACUGACAUGUUCUUCACGUCAACUUCGAGCAGCAGCUACGAACGUCUUGAGGGCGGCUUCGGUCCAGGUCGUACGGCUAGGAUGCUAGCAUGGAAGAAGUUUGCAAUUGGCGCUGUAGUGCUCAUCUCUGUGGUUUGGCUUUUUGGACCGAGAUCGAGCAUAGAUUUGAUACCCGAUUCGUCAUUGCCUGGCAUGGAUCCCCCAGUAGUACAUACACCCACAAAGACAACUCCUUCGAAUCCCUCAGAGGAUGAAAUCGACAUUCACAAGACUACUGCUACGUCGCCACCCUCCCAAACCUCCUUCCCUACCUCCCCAGAAACAGACCCAGACCUCCUCAAAACUGUACACUGUACAUCCCCACAUUCUCCUACCCUCCCUCUUGUGCAGUAUGCCCUCAUGAUUGACGCCGGUUCAACUGGCUCGCGCAUCCACAUCUACAAAUUCCACAACUGCGGACCCUCGCCAACCUUCGAGUAUGAGGUGUUCCGCAUGAUCCAACCAGGGCUCUCUUCGCAUGCAGGAUUCCCAACUGCAGCGGCAGAGAGUCUUGACCUUCUCCUCGACGAAGCCAUGACCGUGGUGCCAGAAUCUUUGCAAAGUUGCACGCCUGUCGCUGUUAAAGCCACCGCUGGGCUUCGACUUCUCGGCGCCCACCAAAGCGAUAGUAUUCUCACAGCAGUGCAUGACCACAUCCUCUCCAAAUACCCCUUCCCAUUUCCCGAUAAGGAUGGUGUUGUCAUUAUGGAUGGCAAAGACGAGGGUGUUUAUGCGUGGAUCACCGCAAAUUACCUUCUUAAUACCAUCAGAGGUGAUUCGCCCAAGGACGCUCCGCCCUAUGCUGUGCUCGAUUUGGGUGGAGGGUCCACGCAGAUCGUGUUCGAACCCCAGUUUGGCGAUGAGAAAAGCGACAAUGGUCUCAAGGAGGGCGAACACAAGUAUGAGCUUGAGUUUGGUGGGGCUAAGCGAGUGUUAUACCAGCACUCAUAUCUUGGAUAUGGCCUCAAGAGCGCUCGGGAGAGCGUGCAUCGUGUCGUCCAAUUCAUGGAUUCUCUGAGGUCGAGCAAGGAUGGCGCUAAUGAUCGGAUGAGAAUGGUUCACAACCCUUGCUUGGCUCAAGGGUCGGUGAAAAGAGAUGGCGAUACCGUGACAGUGACGAUGACGGGAUCGGAUGUUGGCAGUUUUGAGGCUUGCAAUCGUAUCUUGGAGCUUGUCAUGGCAAAGGAUGACGUUUGUGAACUCAAACCCUGCUCCUUCAAUGGUGUUUACCAGCCAUCACUCCUGGACGCCUUCCCUAACGGAAAAAUCCUUCUUCUCUCGUAUUUCUUCGAUCGGAUCACACCGUUGCUUUUAGCAGACUCAUCACCAGAUCAUCCCCAGCCCCCCAUGUCAAUUUCAACAUUCGCCACGCUUGCUAAACAGGUCUGCGCGGGACCUACCAGCUGGGAACAGCACUGGGGCGCGUAUCCUGAUAUCAUGGAGGAACUAGAAGGUCGACCAGAGUGGUGCCUUGAUCUCAGUUUCCAGCACGCCUUGCUGGUCCUUGGCUACGAGUUUGGUGAUGAUCGGGAGGUGCAGCUUGGGAAGCGUAUUGAAGGCACAGAGCUCGGUUGGUGUCUUGGUGCCACGAUAGCGAUGGUGGGUGGAAAUCUACGUUGUCGGGUGUAGUGCCCAACAAGGACAGUCCGUAAAAUAAUGUGGAGUCAUCAUCUCACUGAGUAGAUGUAACACAGAGAACUGUCAUUACCCGCGCGGCGCGCAACACGUUUGAUUAUUUAUCUCAUCUAGUCUCUCAUGUGCAGACCGUCAUAGUAAGAUCCUCCGGGCGAGUACUUGUGGAGUAACUGAGGUACUACCCCUAGUAUACGGGGCAACGCGUGUACUUGUUUUUACGUUUGUAAUUCCGGCUGCGAGCCUACAA
Suillus subalutaceus is the source of this 2111-nucleotide messenger RNA. RefSeq names its product nucleoside phosphatase family-domain-containing protein. NCBI's taxonomy places the organism in Eukaryota, Fungi, Basidiomycota, Agaricomycetes, Boletales, Suillaceae. Gene Ontology annotation, cellular component: Golgi apparatus; membrane. Gene Ontology annotation, biological process: protein N-linked glycosylation; nucleoside diphosphate catabolic process. The coding region runs from base 197 to 1858 and encodes 553 amino acids. The transcript is spliced from 4 exons. Gene Ontology annotation, molecular function: GDP phosphatase activity; UDP phosphatase activity. The record is from RefSeq and is a predicted model, not a curated record.